Messenger RNA from Aspergillus glaucus CBS 516.65, 507 nucleotides. RefSeq lists its product as uncharacterized. The coding region runs from base 1 to 507 and encodes 168 amino acids. Gene Ontology annotation, molecular function: RNA binding; RNA nuclease activity. The record is from RefSeq and is a predicted model, not a curated record. The transcript has 2 exons. NCBI's taxonomy places the organism in Eukaryota, Fungi, Ascomycota, Eurotiomycetes, Eurotiales, Aspergillaceae.
AUGCAUUUUUUCAAUGUCAUCCUCCCUCUUGCUCUCCUUGCAAGUCCCAUCUUUGCAACGCCCGUUGAUCUCGAAGCUCGUGCAGGUGAAACCGUCCGUUGCACAGCAACCGACACCACAAAGGCCAAGCACACUUCCAAAACCUGGACUGUCAGCGUCGAUGAAGCCAAAAAACUUGUCCAAAAGGCCGGCGUCAAAGGCGCUGACAAGACUGGAUACCCGCACGCAUACAGAAACGGGGAAAAGCUUGAAUGGGACCCUGCUGCCUGCAAGAAGACCAAUAUCGAUUUGCUGGAAUACCCUGUCUUCUGGCAGGGCACGAAGCAGAUCAAAUCUGACACGAAGAUUAAUGGCCAAGCGCACACGCCUAUCCGUGUUGUGUACGCAAAUGCUGGGGGCACUCCUGUCUACUGUGGCAUUAUGGUCCAUACGCAGGUCAAGCAGAAGCCUGAUAUGGACAAGAAGCAGUCUUGGGAAGGUGAUGAGGGGUUCAGCAAAUGUACCUAG